AUGUGGUUUACUACAGAUGGGGGCUCGUGUCGCCUCAUUACCCACCUGCUGCUCAAACGCAACCCGGACGGUGAGCCAACUCUAGAAGUUUACUGUCCAAUCGCCGCGAACCCGACGAGAUUUAAUUUCUUCCCAGAUAAAUGCCUAACAGCAAGGGCCAGGCAAGCUAAAUUCGAGAAAUGGGCACCGAUCUUACGG
Messenger RNA from Mesorhabditis spiculigera, 198 nucleotides. The record is from the annotation of a GenBank genome assembly. Lineage: Eukaryota; Metazoa; Nematoda; Chromadorea; Rhabditida; Rhabditidae.